Molecule: messenger RNA, 1347 nt
Organism: Sardina pilchardus (European sardine)
Lineage: Eukaryota; Metazoa; Chordata; Actinopteri; Clupeiformes; Clupeidae
Exons: 4
Coding region: 1-1347 (448 amino acids)
Molecular function (GO): GTP binding
Source: RefSeq, a predicted model, not a curated record
AUGGUGUUGUUUACCAGUGGAGAUUGGCUGGGAGACACACCUAUUGAAAAGUACAUCGAGAGUGAAGAGGCACUGUGGCCACUAGUGGAGAAAUGUGGGAAUAAAUAUCAUGUCUUUAUCAACAAGAAUACAGGAGAUGAUACACAGCUUACACAGCUGCUGGAGAAGAUUGAGGAGAUGGUAGCAGGGAACAGCCACUGUCACUUUGAGAUGGACCGACUGAGACUGGAGAAAAUACUGAGAAGAAAGAAGAGAAAAGAUGAGAGAGUGAAAGAAAGACUGAUGAAUGUGGAGAAGCAAAGACAACUCCUCCAGUCACUGAAACGACCUCACAUCCUUUUAUUGCUUCUGAGAAUAGUUGAUUCCUUUACACUGGAUGACAUUAGAAACAUUCAAGAACAUCUGGAGUUUCUCAGUGACAGAGUCUGGAGUCACACCAUGGUGCUGUUUACCCGUGGAGACUGGCUGGGAGACACCAACAUUGAGCAGUACAUUGAGAGUGAACUCCAGCCUCUCUCUGAGAUGAAGGUCAUGCUGCUGCAAUAUGUUGAGGAGUUUGCUUCAGAACAAGACAGUGACAGAGCUGAGAUGGCAGAAGGAGUCUCGCUUCACUGUGGGGAGAGACAGGAGAUCAGGCGAGGUCAAGAGAUCACCAAUAUUAAUAUGACACCAAGUAAGAACACUCUAGAAGAGACUAAAGCAGAGUUGAUGUCUCUGUGUGAUCCUGGUCCACAUGCUUUUGUGCUGAGAGUCGACACUGAGCUUCACUUUACUGAGAGAAGAAGGAGACAAUUCCAGACACAUCUGGGGCUUCUUGGGGACGGAGUUUGGGAUCAUGCCAUAGUGAUGUUUGACUCCUCUGAUGACCGGUUGGCAGACAGGAACAUUGAGGAGUACAUUGAAAAUGAAGGAGAGACCCUGCAGUGGCUGGUUGAGAAAUGUGGGAACAGGUAUGUUCACUGGACAGGUAAGGAGAGCUGGCCAGGUGUACUGAAGAAGAUUGAUGAGUUUGUGGUUCUCAAUGGAGGAAGCCAUUUCCAGUAUGAGGAGAGGAGGACAAAUGAGACCAAAGCAGCAGACUGGAAGAUGGAGGUGCAGCAGCUGGAGGAACUGAAGGAGGAGAAUGAGCUGGUGAAGAGCAUCGAGCCUCCUCUCAUGGAUCAAACAGAUGUCAUCUCUGAGAAAACAUCUGGCUACGGGACAUUCAUCCCAGACACAGCAUCUGAAGCCCCAUCAGAUCAACACUCUCUGAUGUCAGGAGCUACCAGCUCUGGGAUUGGCUCUUCAACAUCUGGAAGACUGGAAGGUCACAAAGAGUGUGAGGAUUUUAACAUAUAUUUAAAUUGA